GCAGGGAAUAUUAUGGCUGGGUUUACCUGGGCGUCACUGAAGAAUAUCUAAUACCAAUCACCCAGGCCUGAACUUACAUCUAACAUAUGAUAUUAAUAGGUUAAUCCAUUCUAAGUACUAUUUAUUUAUCGCGAUACGUCACAGCCUAGUCGCGGGGCUUUAGCUCAUCUCUCAGCUGCAGAUGGAGCACAUCCGAGUACCAAAGGUGGAGAAUGUCAGACUCACUGACAGAAUCAACCCCAGGAAGUCCAGCGUGGGCACACUGUACCUGACAGCCACACACACCAUUUUUGUAGAGAGUGAGACUGGUGUCCGCUCGGAAACAUGGGUGCUUCACAGUUUGGUGUGCAGCGUGGAGAAACAAGCCCCCACAGCCACAGGAUGUCCUCUGCUCAUUCACUGCAAGAACUUCCAGGUUCUGCAUUUUGUCUUUCCUCAAGAGUGCGAUUGCCAUGAUGUCCAAGUGUCCUUACAGCGUCUCUCCCAGCCAGAGUGUUACGAGGAGCUGUAUUGCUUCUCCUACAAACCGAACAUUGAUAAGGAGGAGAGACAACAGCAGUGGGACUUCUUGGACCUCAAGGCUGAAUUCAGCAGGAUGGGAGUCCCAAACUCUCUCUGGAAACUCUCCUCUGUCAACCGAGACUACAAGGUUAGUGACACAUACCCAGCAGACCUCUUCGUCCCUAAAUCAGCCACGCCCCCUCUCAUCGUUGGAAGCUCCAAAUUUCGAAGCAGAGGGAGAUUUCCCACACUGUCAUACUACUGCAAAGAAAAUCAUGCUGCUAUCUGCCGCAGCAGCCAGCCUCUGUCAGGUUUCAGCGCACGCUGCCUGGAGGAUGAACAGAUGCUGGAGGCCAUCUUGAGGUCUAAUCCCCGCAGUGACUUCAUGUAUGUGGUGGACACCAGGCCUAAGUUAAAUGCCAUUGCAAAUCGAGCUGCAGGAAAAGGCUACGAAAAUGAGGACAACUACUCCAACAUAAAAUUUCAGUUCAUCGCCAUUGAGAACAUCCACGUCAUGAGGAACAGCCAGCAAAAAAUGCUAGAAGUGUGUGAGCUGCGGUCCCCCUCCAUGUCGGACUUCCUGGAGGGUCUGGAGAGCUCAGGGUGGCUGAAACACAUCAAAGCUGUCGUAGAUGCUGGCAUCUUCAUUGCCAAGGCUGUUGCAGAGGAAGGUGUCAGUGUCCUGGUUCACUGUUCGGACGGGUGGGACCGUACUGCACAAGUGUGUUCAGUGGCUUGUGUGCUGCUGGACCCCUACUACAGGACCCUCAGAGGAUUCAUGGUUCUCAUCGAGAGAGACUGGGUCUCAUUUGGACACAAGUUCUCUCACAGAUGUAACCACCUGGAUGGAGACCCUAAGGAGGUUUCUCCCAUCAUUGAUCAGUUUCUUGAAUGCGUGUGGCAGCUGAUGGAGCAGUUCCCCUGUGCCUUUGAGUUCAAUGAGAGGUUCCUUAUCACCAUCCACAGCCACAUCUACUCAUGUCAGUAUGGCAACUUCAUUGGCAACAACCAGCGAGAGAGGAAAGAGCUCGGAGUACGUGAGAGGACCCACUCUUUGUGGAUGUAUCUGUGGACAAACCGGACAGACUACAUCAACCCCCUGUACAGGCCAGACCACAGCCAGACUCAAGGCCUUCUCCGGCCAUCUACUGCCCCCUACUGUUUUAAAUUCUGGAGAGGUCUGUACAAUCGGUUUGACAAAGGGAUGCACCCUCGACAGUCUGUGCAGGACUACCUGAUGGCCAUACAGGAGGAGACGCAGCAGCUCGAGGAGCAGCUGGCCUCACACCAAAAGAAAAUUGAAAAGCUGGAGAAGGAGCAGCAGUGGAGUGUUGCUGGGAGAGAGGCCACCUUGGAUAAGAGCCCCACAGCAUGGGCUGGUAACGCAGGUGACUAUCUGGCUCUGGCCAACACGCCUCAGGACUACACCGAGGGCUUCAUCACCAGCAGCCCCUGCCAGCACAGAGCACCAGAGAGCAGCCUGAUCAUCCUGCCCCAGGAGUUGAACCAAACCUUUGACCCCAACCUCUCCAACAACAGCGACCAGGAGUCCGGCAUCGCAGACCUCAGUUGCCGCUCGCCCCUCAGUGAGGACAGCACCAGGGACCCAGACUCUGACGAGGCUGCCUACUUUGCUGCCUGAGUGAAUGCAGCAUGUUGCCAGUUGUCCAAAGGGCCCUUGAACAAUGACUGUAUUUUCAUGCAUGGAGUAACCUGGCAAGCGGCCACACUCCAGUUAAGGUCUUUUUCGGGUUAAGCUGUUUACCUGCACCUUUGAUAGCCUGUUUUGGAGACUAUCCCUGUUGCCAUAUUAACCAAUUAACACUUGUGCACUGCAGCUGACUGUAGUUACUUCUAUACACUGUAGUUGAAAAAAAAUGAUGAUUCUAGUAGUAAUAGCAAUAGUAAACACUACUGUCCAUCUUUUUUUUUUUUUUUUUUUGAUACCCAUAAGACUGCGAGUCUGUUUGCUUUGCUUGCUAGUCAUGUCAACCAGGUUUCUCAUAAUCCGAUUUUAACCAGGUUAUUUUAAUUAACUUUGCUAUUUAUACAUGUCACACUAAGAACAGAGUUCUCCACAUGUGUAAACACAGCCAGUGAGUGAGCUGACUUCAUCUUAUUAUUGAUGAGCCAUUUGAAACUGUGUGUGUGUGCAUGUCUGUUUACCUUGUGCAGGGUUGCUUUUUAUUUCAUGCCUUGCUAAAAACUAUUUAUGGUCUUCCUUUCACUUCAUGUGAUCACUAGGCCUUUACAGCAUGAAUUACAUUUUGUUUACAAAGCUUGUAAAGGGAAGUAUUUAUUUGCCACUGUAACUUGUGAUCGCCGGCUAGAGACGGGAACUUUGGGUUCAACACAUGACCUCAGUCUGACUUGAACAACCAGCAACAAUCCAUCACGUGUUAAUAUUCAAUUCAAAUGGCAAAGUAGGGGUAUUUCAGCACCAAAGUAUACAUUACAAAACAUCCAGAAUGACAUAAAAACACUGCACUACAACUCACUCCACACUCUACAGGAACCCCAGCUGUGUUCAGCCUUGUUUUUUGAGUCAUUACAACACUGCAACAAAUGGCCAGCGUUUCUUGUCCAGCACAAUGUGGCAAUGGACACCAAAAUACUGUAUUGUGAAAUCAAAAUAUAAUUUAGAAAUUUCACUGUAGACUAAAGAAUCAGACUGUUUGAUAAGACUGCUUUAUAAUUGUUGCGUGACAUUUCAGUCCACAUUUGUAAGUGCAAUAUUUGUGACCAAAUUCAUACCAAAGGGAAUCCAUAGUCUACUGGUUUAACUGUGCAUGCUGUAAAUAAUAAGACUGCUGUUUGCCUAACCAGCAGACUAGAGCACCACACAAAUGUACUGUCACUUUAGUUAUAGAACCAGAUCAUUCAUUGUCUUUCUGGGGAGCUGUGCCAUUUCUCUCUCUCUCUCUCUCUCGCUCUCUCUCUCUCUCUUUGCAGAACAAUCACAUACAGGGGGGAGGUUGUAAUAUGACAUAUUACUCCUUACUCACUGUAGUAGGCAUAUUACAAAUUCAUAAUGCACAGAUCAUUAAGCAAAUCAUGUUAAAGUAUUUUUGUACUGUGGUCUUUUUUUUUUUUUUUUUUUUGACUGCUGUUAUCUUGCUGUAUUUGCAUGUUUUAUUUGCAUCAAGAACAUCAGACGUCAUAUCUUGAGGGAUUCUGGCCAUGUACUGUAUGUCUGAAAGAAAGCGCUUUAUGUAAUGAGGUUUAUUUGUUCAGGUGGACCAAGCUGAUCUAAAUGCAAUAUUCUGAAAAUUGUGUAUGUUUAUUUGUGAAAUAAAUCUGGACUAUUGUUAUGA
Myripristis murdjan (pinecone soldierfish) is the source of this 3815-nucleotide messenger RNA. It is a transcript of the gene mtmr7a, whose product is annotated as myotubularin related protein 7a. Bases 182 to 2143 code for a protein of 653 amino acids. Gene Ontology annotation, molecular function: phosphatidylinositol-3-phosphate phosphatase activity; phosphatidylinositol-3,5-bisphosphate phosphatase activity. NCBI's taxonomy places the organism in Eukaryota, Metazoa, Chordata, Actinopteri, Holocentriformes, Holocentridae. The record is from RefSeq and is a predicted model, not a curated record. The transcript has 14 exons. Gene Ontology annotation, cellular component: cytoplasm. Gene Ontology annotation, biological process: phosphatidylinositol dephosphorylation.